Pungitius pungitius (ninespine stickleback) is the source of this 2829-nucleotide messenger RNA. It is a transcript of the gene p3h1, whose product is annotated as prolyl 3-hydroxylase 1. NCBI's taxonomy places the organism in Eukaryota, Metazoa, Chordata, Actinopteri, Perciformes, Gasterosteidae. Gene Ontology annotation, molecular function: iron ion binding; procollagen-proline 3-dioxygenase activity; protein binding. Bases 88 to 2589 code for a protein of 833 amino acids. Gene Ontology annotation, biological process: collagen metabolic process. The transcript is spliced from 15 exons. The record is from RefSeq and is a predicted model, not a curated record. Gene Ontology annotation, cellular component: endoplasmic reticulum.
GGCGUGGAGCGAAGUGAGCGCCUCUCCCCUCCCACCGGCUCUAACCUCCUGGAUCGGGCUGCGGAGCCCCGGCGGGUUUUUAGCAUCAUGGAGUCCCGUUAUGCGCUGCUCCUUUGCUGCCUCUUGCUCCCGGUGUGCGCCUCGCACCCCCUGGAGCCCUUCGACUCCCUCUUCGACACGGCGGUGGAGGCCUACUACAAGGGGGACUGGCUCACGGUGAUCCUGAACAUGGAGAAGGCGCUGCGCAACAAAGCGACGGUCCGCAGCGUGAAGGCUCAGUGCCGGCUGGGCUGCGCCAACCAGACCGCCUUCGGUGAUCGCCUGUCCGGCUCGGGGGGAGCCUCCGUGCCGGGCGCCGGCUCCGUGGAGGACCUGGGCUUCUUCCAGAAGAUCCUCCAGCGGGCCGACUGCGUGAACUCGUGCGAGGCUAAGAAACUGGGGACCCCGACAGUGCACUGGGUCACCGCAGAAGUGGAGCUGGAGUUCAAGAAGAGGACCCCGUACAACUACCUGCAGGUCGCAUAUUUUAAGAUCAAUAAGAUGGACAAGGCAGUAGCAGCUGCCCACACCUUCUUCCUGGCCAACCCGGAUCACAUGGAGAUGAAACAGAACCUGGACUACUACAAGAUGAUGGCCGGAGUGGAGCCGGAGGACUUCAAAGAUUUGGAGGCCCAGCCGCACAUGGCACAGUUCCUGCUGGGGAAGAGCUACUACAGCGACGACUCCUUCGGCCUGGCCGCGGAGCACUUCGAGGCGGCGGUGGACGAGUACUUCACUGCCGACAAGGAGUGCCGAGCGCUGUGCGAGGGCUCCUACAACUACGACGGCUACAACUACAUGGAGUACAGCGCAGACCUCUUCCAGACCAUGACGGACCACUACAUGCAGGUGCUGAACUGUAAGCAGCACUGCGCCGUGGAGCUGGCCUUGACUGCCGGCAAAGACGAGCCCUUCGAGGACUUCCUGGCCUCGCAUUUCAACUACCUGCAGUUCUCCUACUACAACAGUGAGAAGUACGAGCAGGCCAUAGAGUGCGCCCGGACCUUCCUGCUGUUCCACCCCGGGGACGAGGUGAUGAACCAGAACCUGGCUUAUUAUUCCGCCGUGCUGGGCGAGGAGAAGGCGCAGGCCGUCGCGGCCAGACAGGUGGUAAAGCUGUACAUCCAGCAGUCCAUAUUGGAAAAAGAGCUGCUCUACUUUGGAUACGAAGCCUUCGGAAUCACCUUCGUAGAUCCAGACACGUGGACUCCUGAAGAUGUCAUGCCGAAGAAGCUGAGGGACAAGCAGAAGGUUGAAAGAGAGACCACGGCGAGGAUCACGGAGGAGAUAGGAAACCUCAUGAAGGAGAUUGAGACUCUGGUCGAGGAGAAGAAGAAGGAUUCUUCAGAUAUGGCCAUGAUUCUAGCGCCACAGGAAGGCGCUGCGCCGUUGCCCGGCGACAUCAAGGUGACCAUGACGGCCAGUCAGCUGAACGGCUCCCAGCGGGUGCUGCUGGACGGGGUGACCAGCGAGGACGAGUGCAGGGAGCUGCAGCGCCUCUCCAACGCGGCGGCUGUGAAAGGUGACGGCUACAGGGGGCGCCCCUCCCCCCACUCCCCCAGCGAGACGUUCCAGGGCGUCACCGUGCUGAAGGCCGUGAAGCUCGGGCAGGAGGGCACGGUGCCGCUGAAGAGCGCUCGUCUGUUCUUCGACAUCAGCGAGAAGGUGAAGAAGAUGCUGGAGUCGUACUUCGGCCUGGACGCCCCGCUCUACUUCUCCUACUCACACCUGGUGUGUCGCUCCGCCAUCAACGAGAAGCAAGAGGACCGCGAGGACCUGAGUCACCCCGUUCACGUGGACAACUGCCUGCUGGUCUCUGAGCUCAACGAGUGCAUAAAGGAACCUCCUGCGUACACACACAGAGACUACAGUGCCAUCCUUUAUCUGAACGGUGACUUUGAGGGAGGAGAAUUCAUUUUCACUGAGUUGGAUGCUAAAACAGUCACGGCCGAGGUGCGUCCACAGUGCGGUCGCGUGGUCGGCUUCGGAGCGGGGCGGGAAAACCCCCACGGCGUCAGAGCCGUCACCGGGGGCCAGAGGUGCGCCGUGGCGUUGUGGUUCACCCUGGAUCCUGCCCACGAGGAAAAGGAGAGAAUCCAAGCCCAGGAGAUGCUGAAUAUGUUUUCCACCCCAGUGAACGCGGAGUUCAUCAAGACGAAAGAGGUGGGCGGAGCCUCGGAGCCCCCACCGACAACCGCUGAACCUGCCGCGCAGGACCACGCGCCGGCGAGGCAGGAGCCGGAUGCAGUGGCACGCGGCGAGGCCGCUGACCCGGCAAAGGGCCGCGCGGAGGUGGGCGGCGAAACCGCACCAGGCGCCAAAGUCAAAGCUGCUCCGAAAGCCAAGGCCAAGGCGGCGGACAAAGUCAAGCCAGCUGGCAAAAAAACCGGCAAGCAGACGGUUAAAACGCAGUCCAAGCCGGGGGUCAAAAAGGACGCAAAACCGGCGGCAAAGAAGACGGUCAAAGUCGUAACCAAGAAGGACUCCAAAAAGGCCGAAGCCAACGCCGCCUCGGCCUCAGACUCUCAGAGCGGCAAGGAGGAGCUGUGACCAAACAAGCGCCCUGUGAGACUGUGUCCACCUCCCCUCUAGUCUACACCUUUCUGCGGGGGAGGGGGAAGGGGGGGUGUGACAGCGGAGGGAAACGUUGAGUCCAAUGUUCCUGAAAUCAUCACACGACCAUCUGCUGAAGCGCCCGAAUCACUGGAGCUAGCUCCGCCCCCGGCGCCCCAAGCUGCCUGCGUCUGUAUAGAUAGUUCCUGCUUUCAUAUCCGUUUGGGUUCUCCGGUA